GGCAAGGGAUUGGGGGGGUGUAACAGUAGUAAAGUUGAUAGAAAUGAUGAGAAUUACAUUAAUAGCUUAUGUACUAAUGCUAAUACCAUUGUCAUUACUCGGAAUACUGGUUCUGUUACUAUCAUUGGUGGUGGUGAUAUCGACGAUAAUGGUGGUUACGAUAACAUAUAAGUCUCAAACAAGAAAAUAUGGAAAGAGUCGGGAUCAUCAUAGAAAAAAUAAUUCUGGAUAAUUAUCACAAGCGUAAAGAAUGAUUUAUAUCGCCCAGUCCCUAAUAUCUUCAAUUUCAUCCAAAAAAAAUCGAUGUUCGACGGAGAAUUUCUGACAGAGAAAACAUUUUUUUUUUAUCGAUUUUUACGUAAUCUUCCUUCAUCCCUCCCCUUCUAGCCCCCCACCCUCGACAGAUGGAGUCAUAUGGUGCAAUUCCCAUUUAAUCUUAUGUCAUGCUUUAUGCUGUAAAGGAGACUUGCCCAAGAAUAACUUUAUAUAUACGACUAUGAACUUAUAUUUGGAGGUCGGAAUCAUUGCAAUAUAUAACAUACAGUUCUAUUUAUGAAAAGAGUCGAACGAAUAAAUACCGUACGUGAGCUCCUUUUCUUGCUUAUGUAAACUGACGUAUUCUCACAUCGAUUUUCCUUAACCGCUCUAAGCCUACUGUGUUUUUCCCACACACCUUGACUAUGCACCCUGACCGCUUGCCGAACACAUUUUUAAAACCACUGUUGUCACUGCUUUCUAAAUGUUCUUCGAGUAUCUGCUAUCCAUAUGUAAUCUGAAAUUAAAAUUAUAUAUGACUUAACCUAAAGUGUUCUUUACAUUGGCUUUAUGUUGGAUUAUUGGUGUCCAAAGACCAAGAAAAAAAGGGUGACUGCUACAUAGUAUGCCAGGGUAUUUGCAUCUUUAAUUAGGCAAUUGUCAUACUUUGAGGUAAGGGGUGCUUUCACAUCGAGUUGGGCUAAGAUACAUUUUUGCUUAUCCAAGAAGUCUCAUACACUCAAAAGAUAAGCGCGUUCUGUUAUUGCAUGAGAAAUUACUCUUAGUACAAAUGCCUGCUGUAUGUUAUUAUAGAUAAAGUAUAAUUAUGAAAAUCAGAGAUGUCUUCAGUGCCCCUUUCUCUCAGAAAUACAUAUGUUUACAUAUUGUGCCCAGAUCAACCGUGUGCAUAUAAUGUAAUUGGAUAACCAAACAGACAUGUGGGCAUAGAUAAGCAGUGAAAAGAACACGAGACCCGCACUUGGCAGCGAACCAUGGCACCGAAAAGCUUGGCCUUGGCGGGCGUGGCAGUGGUGCUUUCGGUGGUGGGCGCGGCUUGGGCGGCUUCCACGCCUUUUUGCAACGAGCGCCAGACCAUCGUGCACCUGUUCGAGUGGAAAUGGGCCGACGUCGCCAACGAGUGUGAGGACAUCCUCGGGCCGGCGGGCUUCUGUGGGGUGCAGGUGUCGCCGCCGCAAGAGCACAGACUGAUGCCGGAGCAGCCGUGGCAGCAGCGCUACCAACCCGUGUCUUAUCUUCUGGACUCUCGCUCCGGGUCUCGGGCCGAGUUUGUGGAUAUGGUGGUGCGCUGCAACGAUGCAGGAGUCAGGGUCCUCGUGGAUGCCGUCAUCAACCACAUGGCGGAGCAGCACACGCAGGGCUACGGGUCCGCCGGCAGCCAUUACAUCGCCGACGAUUUCGACUUCCCGCUAUAUCACGGAGACCAGUUCUUCUCUCCCAAGUUGAACUGCCCUUCGUUCGAUGGAACUGUGAGUAAUUAUGGGAACGAAAACGAUGUGCGCGAUUGCUACCUAGAAGGGAGAAUGGACCUGUACACGGCGGAGACGAUCGUGCAGGACGUGAUUGCGGACUACCUCAACGACCUGCUAGAUACGGGCGUCGCAGGCUUCAGGAUCGACGCCGCCACUCACAUCUGGCCAGAGGAUUUGGGCUACAUUCAGGCCAAGACCAACAACCUGAGUGAGGCUGCUGGUUUCCCCAACGGCGCCAGGCCCUACUUCUAUUAUGACGUCAUCGCGCCCGGGACCGCUAUCACCCCUGCUGACUACUAUCAUCUUGGUGGUGUGACGGAGGCGCAGUAUGGCAAGAAGGUAGCAUUGGCAGUGAACGACUUCUCGCUGCUAGAGAACAUGUACGACCCCGCAUGGGAGAUGGCGCCUCCCGCAAACGCAGUCGUCUUCGUGGACAGCCACCUAAGCCAGCGAGACAACUCCAUUCCCGCAGGCGAGCUGCUGACCUUCCGCAGUCCGCGGGAGUACCGCAUGGCCACGGCCUUCAUGCUGGCCGACGACUACGGCCUGGCCCGAGUCAUGAGUAGUUACCAGUUCGCUUCAGACGAAGAAGGGCCGCCCACCGACGCCCUCAACAACACGCUCGACGUGAUCACCGACGCCAACGGCGACUGCUUGGGCGGGUGGGUGUGCGAGCACCGCUGGCCGCCCAUCCUCAACAUGGUCAGUUGUGAGCUUGUGGAGUUCAGGAACAAAGUGGCAGGAACGAAUCGCAGUCGCUUUGAAGUCCUCCCAUCGGGCGCCGCCGUUCUGUCGCGCGGAGACCGGGGCUUCUUCGCCAUGGCUCCCUUGGGCGUCAUGGACGAGCUGUUGGAUACAGGCCUGCCACCGGGUGACUACUGUGAGCUAGUGAGUAGCUGUGGUGUGGAGUUCACCGUACAUGCGAACGGGUCGGCCCAAAUCACCAUCGCCGACUUCGAUGUGCCCUUCGUCGCCAUUUGCGUAGGCUGCGGAGCUGCUCCGGGCAUUUCUACAACCGAUGAUCUAACAACCACAGAUGAAAUGACAACCACAGAUGGAUUCACUAUUACAAGCGAUAUGACAACCACAGAUGAUAUGACAACUUAUGAAAUUACAACAGAUAAAAUUACAACUACAGACACAGCCACGCCACCAGUCACAACCACGCAUACAAUUAUCACAACAAAUGAAAUCACCACAACAGAGGAAUUAACAACUGAUGAUAUUACCACAACAGAAGUAAUAACAACCACCGAUAAAAUUACCACAACAGAAGAAAUCACCACGACAGAGGAAAUCACAACCACAGAUGAAAUAACCACCGAUGAAAUCACAACCACGGACGCAGCCACAACCACAACCCAAUCCCCGUACCAGCGAACAGUGAUCUUCAUGCACAAGAAGGUGUACGACGACCAGUACGUGUUCCUGCGGGGCGGCCUUGACGAGGACAACAACCUCGUUGUACUCAAGGAGUUCAAUGAUUUGCGUUACUGCAGCGGCCCCCCCGCGGCGAUGGACGCGUGCGCGCUGCCCAUCGCCCCGCGCUCCCUUGGCGACGCCCCCCACUAUGCCAAGUACAACGCCUGGCGCGACGGCGACCGCUUCCUCGACUGGUUCGGGGCCGAGCCGGGGCAGGGGAGCUACCAAAGCACCCCUGCGUCGGGCUCUCCUGCUGCCUGGACCACCAGCGAGCCCGGCGUUCAAGGAUACCAGGAGCUCAACGUGUAUGGCGAGGACUACUGGAUGCUCGACAUGGACCUCGACUGCACACGGACGGAGAACAGCUGGUUCGAGGUGAAGGGCUGGCUCGAGUUCGCCGGUGGGUACACGGGCUGGGAGUCCAACGUGGUACAGCAGGAGUGCUCUGGGGACGUGGGAGGCCAGCCGCCCUUCCCCUCCAUCGACCACAUGGCUCGCUGCGGCCGCAUCAACGUCUUCACCUGGAACGAAGACGACUGCGUGAUCUCCUCCUUCCCCAGCGUUACAACGGCCACUUCGGAGGCAACCACGGCUGCCACCCCGAACACGACCCACAGUCCUGGGUCAACUGCGACUGCCGGUUCUUCAGCUCCAACUUCAGAACCUUCGACUACGACAGAAUCGCCAAUCAAGCGCACCGUCAUUUUCAUCGAGCAGCACACUGCCGAUGGGCAGAACGUGUUCCUGAGAGGAGGCCUCGGUGAACCUCUUAUUCCAUCUCUCAGCUGUGGUUCUGAUGGGGAACCUGUAGAGAAUGAUCCAUGUGCCAUUCCAAUCACCACCCGCUCAUUAGGCACCAGCACACACUAUGAUGGUUACAAUGACUGGCGUUAUGGUGACAACUACUUGGACUGGCAUGGGGCUGAGCCAAAUCAAGGUUACCACAAUGGCAUGCCUGCUGCAGGAACACCUUCUGCCUGGACAACCAGUGACUACAACCAUCCUGGCUACCAAGACCUUAAUAUGUGAGUAUCAGGGGCAUCAUUUCAUCUUUUGGGGUGCAAGGGGGCUGGUGAAUGAAGUGAGCACAUUUAGCAGGGGAUUUUUUUUGGGGGGAGCAUUGUGAAUAACUUGACUAUAAACAAAA
Molecule: messenger RNA, 4314 nt
Organism: Penaeus chinensis
Lineage: Eukaryota; Metazoa; Arthropoda; Malacostraca; Decapoda; Penaeidae
Exons: 16
Coding region: 1248-4196 (982 amino acids)
Biological process (GO): carbohydrate metabolic process
Molecular function (GO): cation binding; alpha-amylase activity
Source: RefSeq, a predicted model, not a curated record